Messenger RNA from Pecten maximus, 5066 nucleotides. Its product is annotated as activated CDC42 kinase 1-like. Gene Ontology annotation, molecular function: protein tyrosine kinase activity; ATP binding; protein binding. The record is from RefSeq and is a predicted model, not a curated record. The coding region runs from base 193 to 3774 and encodes 1193 amino acids. The transcript has 14 exons. Gene Ontology annotation, biological process: protein phosphorylation. NCBI's taxonomy places the organism in Eukaryota, Metazoa, Mollusca, Bivalvia, Pectinida, Pectinidae.
UACACCUACAACUUCCGGUUAUGAAAAGUGCGGAAAAGAAUUCGACAUAUUUUCGAAAAAAUCUUCGAUAAAACAAGGAUGGUGCACUUAAACAGCGACCAAAAUCCAUAGUUAGUAGGCAUGUAGGCAGCUUAUUACGCCUUUGCAGUUUCAACACACAGCAGUGUUGCUGCCAAUGUCCCACCAGACAGGAUGAGUGAGGAAGACGGUCAGGAAUGGCUGUACGACUUACUGACCGAGGUCCAGCUCGAACAAUUCUACACCAAACUUAGAGAUAACCUCCAGGUCACCAGGUUAACACAUUUUGACUAUGUCAAAGGAGAAGAUCUGGAGAAGAUUGGCAUGGGGAAGCCUGCCAUCCGACGCCUUCUGGACACCGUCAAACGAAAAAGGACCACAAGGAAGUCACGCAUUCUGGAAAAGAUUUUGCCGAGUAGCAAAGUUUCGGAGAAGUCCAAUGGCAGUAAUAGUAAGAAAACAUCUGGGUCCCCGGUCAAGUAUACUGGUGACCACACCCUUACAUGUCUCAUCAACGAGAGGUCACUGGAACUGACGGUCAAGCUUGGCAAUGGAUCAUUUGGCGUAGUCAGAAGAGGUUCUUGGGCAACACCAUCAGGAAAUAAGAAGAGUGUCGCCGUGAAGAUCCUCAGAAAUGAUGCACUGUCCCAGCCAGGAGCCUUUGAAGAUUUCGUUAAGGAAGUGAACGCCAUGCAUAUGUUAGACCACCCGAACCUCAUACGUCUUUAUGGAAUUAGUCUAUCCUGUCCUCUGAUGAUGGUGACGGAGCUGGCUCCAGGAGGUGCUCUUUUGGACAAGUUACGUAAGGAGCAGGAGAAGCUGUUGAUCAGUACUCUGUGUGAAUAUGCCAUUCAAAUCGCCACUGGCAUGAGUUAUUUGGAGUCUAAAAGGUUCAUACACCGUGACCUUGCCUGCAGAAAUGUACUACUUGCAGUAGAAGACAAGAUAAAGAUUGGGGAUUUCGGAUUAAUGAGAGCUCUACCAAGCCAAGAAGAUCACUAUGUCAUGUCUGAGCAGAAGAAAGUACCAUUUGCAUGGUGUGCCCCAGAGAGUCUGAAAUCACGCCAGUUCUCACAUGCCAGUGACACAUGGAUGUUUGGAGUGACACUGUGGGAGAUGUUUACACACGGACAGGAGCCGUGGAUAGGUUAUAACGGAUCACAGAUAUUGCACAAGAUUGAUGUUGAAGAUGAAAGACUACCAAAACCUGAACAUUCCCCGACAGAUAUUUACCAACUUAUCCUGCAGUGCUGGUCCUAUCAGGCGGAGAGACGACCCACGUUUGUGGCACUGAAGGAUUUCCUUACAGAGGUGAGACCACCAGAUAUGAAAGUCACUCAGCCUUUCUGCGAGGUGGGUAAACUGGAGAUUGAAGAAGGGGAUUAUGUUACCAUCAUUGACGGCCGACCAGACUGUUACUGGUGGAAGGGCCAAAACAAGAGGACGAGCAACAUUGGAACAUUCCCGCGUCAGUGUGUGGAUCCCCAGAGGCGUCUCGCUAGUAAUGAUAUCAGUAAACCUCUAAAGAACAGUUUUAUACACACCGGCCAUGGCGACCCAGGGGGCAAGAACUGGGGCGAUCCCGCCAAGAUUGAUGAAGUUUACCUGCGGAACCCUAUGGAACCCCCCGACCUUAACGAAGUUGUCCAGGACGUGAGACCUACACAGCUCCCUAGUCGCAGUAAAAGACCAUUUACCAACCAGUUUAAGAUGUUCAACUAUAAUAAACUGGUAAACGAGGAAUCAGGCAGUGCCUUUAAGCCCACAGCUGUAGGCAAGGCCACUGCCAUAGUAACGGGCACUGCCAGUAAUCCAACCACACCUGCUGGUCACGGAAACACAUUUCCCAGGGCGUCUAAAAGUGUUCCGACACCAGACGAUAAACCCCUGAUUGAUCUGAGUGAUGAACUGGAGGGCACAGAUUCCCAGUUAGGGUUAAAACAGGCUGCACCUAGUACAUUAUGUCUGUUUGAUUCUCUUCUCAACACACCUGGUUCACAGUAUGGCAACCUUGAACUUCAGAAACCUUUAUUAAAUGACAACACAACUGCAGACGAUCCAUUUGAAGUUCAUAAUUCUUUAAAAGUGAUAUUUCCAACAGGUGUACAGAACUCAUCUGGCGGUGUUAAGGGUACUCACAGUGUUAACUCUAAUGUCAAAGAAACUAAUAGCCUUCCAGGAUCGCUGAAACAUAAUCCUACGCGACCAGCAAAACAUCCCAUAGUGUAUAGUCGGACCCAUUCAACAGAGGAAAAGGUUAGUAAUGUGAAAAAGGAGGGGCUCUCAGCCGGAGCACCUCCGCCCCCUCCAAGGGGGAAUAACUCUGGAUGUGAUACAGUGAAAUACAGCUCACAAAGUGCUGCGUUUACUGACCGGACUUACUCUAAUACACCAAAUGAGAAACGUGAUAUGACAAAUGUGCAAUCCAACAGUGAAUUCCCGGAGAAUUUUUCCAAGUCACCUUGCCAUAACGCUUCAGUAUUACCACAAGGUCAGAGUAUCUCCAAGGAAACUAAACAAGUGGGUCAGUUUGACCAAGGAAGCGUAGGUGUAUAUGACAAAGGGAAAAACUCACAAAAGACUGAUAGGGCAUUUGAUUGGUUAAAAGAUGCCAUAAGUAACUUCUCUGUGGCAUCAUCUGACAAACGAUACCCUGGGGUGCCCCCUAUGUAUGACGAUGUACCAGUAGAGGAACAUUACAAUGUCAAUAUAGUCAAACCCAAACCUUGUUUUGCUGGAAUGGUCAACAACACAGGAGUCCAAAGCUCGAUACCCAGGUAUGAUGAGGUUCCAACUGAAAUAGACAUUUCUGACAUCAAACAGCGAGAGCAUUAUGCUCCCCAGAGUACUUUCUCAGAUGCCAUGAGCUGGGAUUCUUUUGAUUCGGACUUUGAUGACGACCCUGUGACUGGUAGUCUCGCAGCUUCAGCACCGGUGGCUGUGACCCAGACUCAACCCCAGCAGGAAUGUGAUGGGGAAGAUGCACCCCCUCCCCUACCCCCCAGGGAUUACUUGUCCAGUAGCCUGGACACGGGGAGGGGAAACUAUUGUACAAAUAAGGACAAACCAAAACCUAGAAUAUUUCCCAUGGUGCAAGAUGGGAAACAACUUAGCCAUACUCAUUAUUUUCUUAUCCCGUCACGGGACGAGAAGAAAGACAAUUAUUCCCCAAACACGGCUGAAGUGAAACCAUUCAUGGUUGAUGGAUGCCAUGUUGAUAGUUCGUUGCAAUAUAAUAAGUCUUCAUCACGCCAUGACUAUCAAAAUCUGACGGAAGUUCAGAUAAGUGCCAAACGUCAUUCUACUGCAAGCGAUGAUUUAUCUUGGACGGGUAUGACAGGACACAAAGCCGUCAACCAGGAUACAGAGUCGCGUAAAUUUUCCCCGAAAAGCAAUAAGGUUAAGAACAAUCCUGGUCCCAAACGCUCUCAGCCACGCUCCAUGCCAUGCCCAAGUUACAACACAUCUGUCGACCCCUGCAUGAUGUCGUCCUCGCCGAGAGAAAAAGUUUUCCAUGUGAUGAACAGUGUCCUUGGUGUGACAGAUGACGAGUGUCACACAGCUCUGUGUCAUUGCCACUGGGAUAUUGACGAGUCGAUCAAGUAUCUCAAGGUCGAACAGCUCUUUAGACUGGGAGUGACCUCACGUACACAUUGUGAGAGUUUACUGAAAGCAUUGAAUUGGAAUUUGGAGCUGGCAAGUUCUGUAAUGCUAGAUGAACUAAAAUCAGCAGUGUCUAUGGAGUCUACAGUAUGAUUUCAAUUAAUGUUGAUAUCUGUUCCAUCUUGUUCCAUUUUGUUUGAGCCUCGUUAGUCAAGCCACUAUUAAUUAACCUGUUUGUCCCGAUGUCCAAUCAGUUCCAGACAGUAAUAUAGAGACAUUUUCAUGUUUUUAAAUCUGUCUGUGUAAUUAGCUGUUUUUUCAUCUAUAAAUCGCAAGCAACGUUGGUCAGAAGUAACAUGGUAUGAUUAACAUGACUCAUUUAUUUAUAUAUAUAUAUAUCAUGCACAUUUACACAUCAUAAAAUGUGAUAUUUUUGCCAUAGAUUCUGCAAAUGUUGUAGGUUAAAAUUUUAUAUAUACAUAUAUAUGAUCCAAUAGAAUAUAUCAUGAUAGACAAAUUGUUGUACAGCACUUCCAUUUUGUGGUUUGGUUUGGUUUAUUUUGUUUAACGUCCUAUUAACAGCUAAGGUCAUUUAAGGUGUGGGCCAAGGUUAUCAAGUUUUGUUCUAUAAAGAACAUUUAAAUAUUUUUAGCAAUCAUGAGGGCUAUUUGCCCUACUGUGUGGAUUUUCUUUCCAAACUUAGACCUGCACUUAUCAAUCCAUUCCAACAGGAACGAUUAAUGUAAACUCUAUAACUUGUUUUUGUCAUAAAAUGAAAAAACAAGAACUUUUCAAAAAUUUUGAUUUAAACUUUAUCCAUAUAACAGCAAAAGUUUAGAUAAAAUUUACGAAGAAUGAUUUUUUUUUGAGACUGGAAGGUAAUAAGUCAUUUGUCAAGCAAUCAAUUGAAAGCUCCUUCAGACUAAAACAGCAAAUUCAAAAAGGUUAUAUAGUCGAUCUUAUUAUCUCAGUCGAGUCAUGAGAUCCUAAGUGUUCGAGGUAACUGAGUGUUUAUAUUGAAUGUUUCCUGUCGAGACUGAACUUUUACUUCCAAGUUAAGCAGUCUUUGAGUUCAAGAUUAACUUUGUGUGACUUUAUUUCCUAUUGUACACAAGGUUAAACAAAGCUAAAACCUUCACAAAUAGAAGUGCUGCACAGUAUUUAUAAACUUCCAUUAAUAAAGAGGCAUUAAUCAAACAAUACAUAAUCAUAUCUAUGGAUUUUUCCAAUUGUAAUAGAACUGUAAAUUUGUUUUUCAAAAUAUGUAAAAAAAAAAAAAAUUGAAGUCAUGCUAUAUAUAGAAAAUCAUUGUACAGAAAAUAAUUACAAUGCAACUCAGAAAAUUGUAAAUGGCAGAAAAAAUUUAAUCAAGAAAGGUUUAUAAUGGAAAGAAACUUGGCCACAUAUUAAAUAUGACAGAGAAUCAAGAAGUUGUUUUAAAAAAA